Messenger RNA from Ostreobium quekettii, 777 nucleotides. NCBI's taxonomy places the organism in Eukaryota, Viridiplantae, Chlorophyta, Ulvophyceae, Bryopsidales, Ostreobiaceae. The record is from the annotation of a GenBank genome assembly.
AUGGAAUCCACCGGGCCCAGGGACCGGGACAGGACUGCGUCCGUUGCGUGUGCGGCGAGCGUCGGAGAAGACGUGACUGGGGCGAACGCAAACCGCCUGGUUGGCUGCGAGAGAGAUCGGCUGGUGGUCAGGGCCGAGGAAGGCGGCGACUUCGACGCCCUGCUGAUGAAGUUGUCGGACAAGUUCGAGAAGGUGGAGAACAAGCCGGUCGUCAUCGGGUAUGGCGUGGGUGCGCUGGUGGCCUUCUUCUUUGUGGAGUGGCUGAUCCACCUACCCAUCCUCGACUUCGUAAGUCGACCCCUGGCAAGGGGCGCCCCUGUCUCACCUUUUCAGUGCUCAGCGCGGCGUUCUGCGGCCACGCCCCAGCGCCAGUGCGCGCGCCCUUCCAAUUGCCCGACCUUUCAUCCGUGCGGACCAGAUGUCGCGCUGAGCAUUGAACACCCACCCUCGGGAGUCCCUCGACGGCAUUUGUGUGGAAGCACACCGGACUCUUCUUGUCAGAGCAGGGCGCUCUUUUUCUCCGUCGUCGCGAUGGAAAUGUCCCACAAAGCAGGGAAGUUGCCUGCAAGCCUGUCGCAACUCAACGCCGAAAUUUGCGGAGCUGUUCUCUUGCAGCACAGCCGGGCGUCCAGCCGGCCGUCCAACCGGCAGUCCAACGGCCAGGCGUGGCAAAGAACAGCGCGCCUUCCAGCGGCGCGCAGUGGUGAGAUGCGUUGCCUGGUGCGGCGUCCGUGGAAGCGACGUCAUUACCACCAGCAUCACCUUGUCGAGGACUAG